AUGAAAAUCCGAUUAGACUGUUUGGAAUUCGGUCUCCGAUCAAUGAAUUGCUAUUUCGAUGGUUUUGGUUUGUACGAGGAUGUCAGUUACAAGAGUCUCCAGGAAUUGCUGAAGGAAGAUGGUCGUAGUGGAAGUUCCAUUAACGGAAUGCUCAUAACAAAGCUGGGACAAGAAUCUUUGUCCUUCCUUUUCAUGUCUUCACUUCUUACUACUUCUUCUCAUAGUCUUGGUCCAGUGCUCGAUAUUAUCUACCAAUUCAACAAGUUUAAAUAUUUUCUCUAG
This is a messenger RNA of Arabis nemorensis, 282 nucleotides long. The record is from the annotation of a GenBank genome assembly. Lineage: Eukaryota; Viridiplantae; Streptophyta; Magnoliopsida; Brassicales; Brassicaceae.